Labrus bergylta (ballan wrasse) is the source of this 1480-nucleotide messenger RNA. The record is from RefSeq and is a predicted model, not a curated record. NCBI's taxonomy places the organism in Eukaryota, Metazoa, Chordata, Actinopteri, Labriformes, Labridae.
CUCAUAUGACCAGAAGGUUCAGUCUGCUCUGCGGCUCCUAGUAAAAGAAGAAUCUCUAAAUUAUAGAAGCUUAAGUCCAUUUACCAUUUAAAUCCUGAGCGCACUAAAGAGCAGCCAGAAGAGGAUGGCUGGAAGAGAGGACAACCAAAGACACGAAGAGACAGGCGCACAAGAAAAGCCAAACAGUUCAGGGCUUCAAUCUAGCAGCCAACGUAAUGGCGUAAGACAAAAAUCACAGCAAGACCUUUAUCUUGGAUGUCUAACAAAGCAACAGCUGAUAAUGAUAUCUGUGGCUGUUGGACUUGUCGUCCUGCUGGUUAUUGGUUCUGUCACGGCUGUGGUUUUGAUCAGGAAGUCAGACUCCUCAGCUCCUCUCUCCUCAUUUUCAACUGGUGGAGACAUGCUGGACUUCCUGGUUCAGUCGGGUGUUAUCAGCAAACAAGAUGGCCUCUUGGCGUCCUGGUUUCACAGAGCUAACCGCAAAGAAGAAAUGAACAAAGCGCUCACAAGCGAUUCCAUGAUUCUGGAGGCCGAUGUCACUCUGGAGGGUUAUGGAACACCCAAUGAGAAGCCAAUCCCAAUCAUGGCCCACCCUCCCGACAUAUACAGUGACAACACUCUGGACCAAUGGUUAAAUGCUGUUCUAGCUUCUAGAAAAGGCAUUAAAUUGGAUUUUAAGUCUCUGGCAUCUGUGGGUCAUUCAUUGGACCUGCUGAGAAUGAAGAACAGCAGCAGUGAAAUAAACAGACCUGUAUGGCUUAAUGCUGACAUCCUCCGGGGUCCUAAUGUACCAGCAUUCAUGCCUCAAGUCAAUGGAACCAGAUUUCUAGAGUUAAUUCAGGAGAAGUUCCAGGAUGUGACUUUGUCCCCUGGAUGGAUGGUGGCCUAUUCUCCCCCACUUUUCACUCAAACCUACACCAGACUCAUGGUGGAAGACAUGUAUGACAUGAUCAAAGAUGUCCCCCAAAAGGUGACGUUUCCAGUCCAUGCCCUGUUGGUUCAGAGAGGCUGGCAGCACAUCAGCUGGCUGCUUAGUCAGUCUCCACGGUUCAGUCUGACGUUGUGGCAGGGUUCAAUUCACCCAAACAUCAGUGACCUGCUGUUUGUUCGAGACAACUCCUACCCUGCCAGAGUCUACUACGACAUCUAUGAACCGACGCUGUCUGAAUUCAAACAGGCCGCAAGGCAGCAGGGUCGGGUCAGGAGAUUCUAUCCUGGAGGAGACCUGAUGGACUUCCUCUUUCCUGCUCACACCUCAGACCUCCACUUCAUGUCAACAGUCACACAACACAACAGUGAGGAGGUCCGCUGGUUUACAGUCAGAGAUUUGCCUUCCUUGAUGGUCCAGCUUACAGGUGCUGCUGCUGGUAUGUUGGUAGUUCAGGUGUCUUCUGACAGUGAACCAGCUGGAGUCCCUUUGGUGGAAGGUUCUGGAGAGAGCUCCCUCACACUGCAGGUAAUUUAACAGCUUGUUUUUAGG